Molecule: messenger RNA, 228 nt
Organism: Cornus florida
Lineage: Eukaryota; Viridiplantae; Streptophyta; Magnoliopsida; Cornales; Cornaceae
Product: phytosulfokines 3-like
Exons: 2
Coding region: 1-228 (75 amino acids)
Biological process (GO): cell population proliferation
Cellular component (GO): extracellular region
Molecular function (GO): growth factor activity
Source: RefSeq, a predicted model, not a curated record
AUGUCUAAACUCAACACCCUGUUCAUGGUAGCCCUCCUCCUCUUCUUCACGCUAACGUGUGCCGCUCGUCCUGAGCCUUCUCUGGCCACAACCCAGAUUGGGGUUGAUGGGGCAGAGAACAUUGAGGCUGAUGAAGCAUGUGAAGGUAUGGAGAAGGAAGAAUGCUUGAUGAGGAGAACUCUGGUGGCUCAUACUGAUUAUAUCUAUACCCAGGAGCACAAACCAUGA